Molecule: messenger RNA, 1345 nt
Organism: Musca domestica (house fly)
Lineage: Eukaryota; Metazoa; Arthropoda; Insecta; Diptera; Muscidae
Exons: 5
Coding region: 163-1173 (336 amino acids)
Cellular component (GO): cytosol; membrane
Source: RefSeq, a predicted model, not a curated record
AAGACCAGGAUGCCAGGGCACAACAGAAAACAAUCACUCCGCUUCGCAAAUGCAGUUCAAUUGCUGGCAGGGGAUUGGGGCGGGGGAAAUGAAACAAAUAGUUGAUGUGGUAACGAAAUUCGUUGAUGGUCGAAACAGUCGUUUUGUUGAGCCUGCAGCGGCAUGAUGAAGUUUCUAAAACAAAUAUUCGUAUUUUAUCUCUUGUUUGCGGCAACAAUUGCAAAUUGUCCCUUGGGCGGUGGUGGUGGUGGCGGUGCUGCUGUUGUUGGUGGUGGUGUCAGUGCAAAUAGAAUAACCCAAAAGACCAUUUCCAAAGGAUUUUUGAUUAAAAGCAUUAUGCGGUUAUUGACAAAAGUAGAGCGAAGCAAUGAUAUAAAUGUUAAUAUGAAAUUUGCAGUGAUUUUGAGUGAAUUCCUUAUCAAACAGAGUCAACGAUACAUCGAAUCCAAUCGAUAUGAACAACAGGUCUACUAUCAUCUCUUGCAGAAACUGGACAAUGUCAUACGUCGAAGUGAUGAUGCCGAUUUCGAUAAAGUCCAUAAAACAAUUUUAGAUAACAUAUUCCAAAAGAAUGUCCUGCUCAAGCCACCGGUUCUUAAAGAACGUCACAUCGAUACACAUUUCGAAUAUAAAUCGUUGGGUAAAAACUAUUCACAAUUGGCUGAAAUGGGUAAUCCGAACAUAACGCAGUCCGAUGAAUGUCUGGCUGCCUUGGCUACAUUGGAUUCCAGGUGUCAGGUGCCACAGGAGUGUCUGGAUAUAAUGGUCACAGAUUUGCCCACCUACGGCUAUAAGAGAAUGCAUCAAAUACUACUCUUAUAUGUGUUCAUGCAUCAUAUUUGUGCCCCAAACCUGGGCUCGGAUACAGCUUAUGAGAUUUUGGCCAGCCAGAAAUGUACUCAGGUCUAUCGUGAACAGAAUGUCAUACGUCAAAUGAAUAUCCCCGAUGCCUUUCGGGAUUUAUAUUUAGAGCAAAAUGUCAUUUGUGGUCUCUUUGGCUAUGUGGAAUUUAUGAAUUGGCAUAACCUGGUCACGGUCUCCAAUUGGCCGCAAGAGAAUGAGUGUCUUUGCCUCUUCAUCAAUGGCGAGAGUAAAAUCGAUUGCAAUUGUUCGAAUCACAUCAACAGCUUGGUAUUGGUUUACUACGUCAAUGGAUUUUUGUUAUUGAAUUAAUGUCGGAUUGUUAAAUGAAAAUAUCGGGAAUAUUAUACAAUGUUAUUGAAGUAUAUUUUAAAAUACCAAAAUUAUUAGAAAAAUUGGAAAGUGGUCUAUAUGAGUUUAAACGAAAUCGAAUCUAUAUCUGUAUGUGUAAACAAUUAUCAAUGUAAGUGUCCUCUAUGAAUAA